GUCAGUUUGACGUCACAAUAGGGUCGCCGCAGCAUACAGACACGCCAUUUUUACUCGUCUCUGUACCCCGCGAUUGCAAAGAGAUUCGGGCGAUUUAUCGACUCGGUUUCUUAGUGAGUUGCAAAAAAAAAUGCAAGGAAACCGAGGCCCUCAACAGAACCAUGGCCCAAACCGUCACUCUGGCCAGGGAGACCAUAAGAAACAUGGGGGAAAUGCGAACGGCCAGGAGCCGAGCGACACAACCCGCCCGAACGAGGCCCUCACACUGGACCUGCAAAGCUUCAGGAAGCCUGGUGAGAAAACCUUCACCCAGCGCAGCAGGCUGUUUGUCGGAAACCUGCCUGCCGGGGUCACGGAGGAUGACAUUGAAAAGCUGUUUGCAAAGUACGGCAAGGCCACUGAGGUUUUUGUCAACAAGGACCGAGGCUUCGGCUUCGUCCGCCUGGAGACUAGAAUUAUCGCAGAGAUCGCCAGAGCUGAGCUGGAUGAUGCCCCGUUCAGAGGAAGACCCAUCCGCGUUAGGUUUGCAACACACGGUGCUGCUCUUUCUGUAAAAAAUCUGCCAGACUUUGUGUCCAAUGAGCUGCUGGAGGAGGCCUUCUCCGUUUUUGGGCAGAUUGAGCGAGCUGUGAUCAUUGUGGACGACCGAGGGAGACCUACUGGAAAAGGCAUUGUGGAGUACACUUCCAAACCAGCUGCAAGAAAGGCUCUGGACAAAUGCAAUGAUGGCGCCUAUCUCCUUACAGCCUUCCCUCGCCCCAUCAUCGUGGAGCCUAUGGAGCAGCUCGAUGAUGAGGAGGGUCUGUCCGAGAAACUCAUAAACAAGAACCAGCAGUACCAUAAAGAACGUGAGCAGCCGCCGCGAUUCGCUCAGCCGGGCUCCUUUGAGUACGAGUACGCUAUGCGCUGGAAGGCGCUGAUGGAGAUGGAGAAGCAACAGUACGAGAUGGUGGACCGCAACAUGAAAGAGGCUCAGGAGAAGCUGGAGGCUGAGAUGGAGGCAGCACGACAUGAGCAUCAGGUGAUGCUGAUGAGACAAGACCUGCUGAGGCGGCAAGAGGAGUUGCGCAGGAUGGAGGAGCUCCACAGCCAAGAAGUGCAGAAGCGAAAGCAGGCUGAGCUCCGGCAAGAGGAGGAACGCCGGCGGAGGGAGGAGGAGAUGCGCAUGCGCAAUGAGGAGCUGAUGAAACGUCAGCAGGAGGGCUUCAGAGGCAGCUUUCAGGGAGAGAGCCGCGAGCAAGACAUGAGGAUGCACAUGGCCCCCACUGGCAUGCCGGCAGACAGCGCAACUCUCAUGGUGGCCCCGGGCAAUGCCAGCAUGCCUGGAGGUCAGGGGGGCUUCCCCAGAGGCCUCCCCGGACCAGGGGACUAUGUACCAAACAAGCAACGCAGAUUUUAAAUCCUGUUUGCAUACUCAACUGUUUUUUGUUUGUUUUUUCAAAGACAUGAUAGUUCUGAGAUUCACUUUUGUCUUUUUUAUUUUAUUUUUUUAAAGUGGCAUGUAUGUUUAUUUUCCCUUACUUUUGAAUUAGCUUUUUUUUUUCUUAAACUUCUCAAUUGAGCCAUGUUUUCUUUUUUCCGUAUGGGUAUAAAAAGAUAUUUGUUCUGAAUUUGUUGUUUUCUGUAAUUAAAUUCUAUAUGAAAACCUU
Molecule: messenger RNA, 1649 nt
Organism: Syngnathus typhle (broad-nosed pipefish)
Lineage: Eukaryota; Metazoa; Chordata; Actinopteri; Syngnathiformes; Syngnathidae
Gene: nono
Product: non-POU domain containing, octamer-binding
Exons: 1
Coding region: 131-1399 (422 amino acids)
Biological process (GO): regulation of DNA-templated transcription
Cellular component (GO): nucleus
Molecular function (GO): RNA binding
Source: RefSeq, a predicted model, not a curated record